AAUCAUCAUGGCGACUUUAGUGCUAGAUAACGGAGCGGGAAGCGCAAAAAUUGGGUUUACUACAGAUUCAGAGCCAAAAAUCAUUCCUAACUGUGUUACCAAGGCAAAAAAUGUCAGAACCAGAAUUUUCAUUGGAGAUCAGAUUGAUGAAUGUAAAGAUUUGUCUAGUCUUUAUUACCUGCUCCCUUUUCAAAAGGGAUUUCUCGUGAACUGGGAGAUAGAAAAGCAAGUGUGGGAUCAUAUGUUUAGCAAGGAUGUGUGCCAGGUUGACUUCAAUGAAACAACUGUGGUGGUUACCGAGCCAUUCUUUAACUUUCCCUCUGUUGGUGAGGCUAUCAAUGAAGUCAUAUUUGAGGAAUACCAGUUUCAAGCUCUGCAUCGAACACAAGCUCCCUGCCUGACCUGCUACAAACACCAGACCGAUAAAGAAACCAGUGGGAGUUUAUUUGGCACCCUGGUCAUUGACUCUGGCUACUCCUUCUCACACAUUGUUCCAUUCUACAAAAACAAACCUAUCAAAGAAGCAAUUAUACGUGUCAAUGUUGGAGGUAAAAUCUUGACCAACCACUUGAAAGAAGUUAUUUCAUACAGGCAGCUGAUGGUGAUGGAUGAAACAUACGUUAUAAAUCAAAUGAAAGAAGAUGUUUGUUAUGUUUCUACACAGUUUGAUAUAGAUAUGAAGAUUGCCAAAUUAAAAUGGCCAGAAAAUACAAUAGGCAGAGACUACAUUCUUCCAGAUUACACUCACAUCAAAAGGGGAUAUGUUAGAUCACCUGAAGAAACCGCUAAAGCCAAGGGAGAUGAACAGAUGAUCCGUAUGAACAAUGAAAGGUUUGCCAUCCCAGAGCUUUUGUUCAGACCAUCUGAUGUUGGCAUCCAGGAGAUGGGCAUUAGUGAGAGCAUCAUGCACUGCUUGACACUGGUGGAGAAAGAGCUGAGACCACAUUUACUAAACAACAUUGUCUUGACUGGAGGCAACGCACUGCUCCCAGGCUUUCAGGAUAGAAUAUUCCAGGAUGUGCGGAGUCUGGCAGGAGAUGAUAUGGAUGUGGGCAUCUCUACACCAAAGAACCCUAUCACGUACCCAUGGCAAGCUGGCUGUGACUUUGCAUUAGAUCCCAGUUUCCCUUCUCUGUGUGUCUCACGUCACGAGUAUGAGGAACACGGACACGUAGCCUGUACAAACAAAUUUAAUUUGUGACAUCUGUAUGUUCCUCUCAUUGUUGUAUAAAUUAUGAAUUAAGAAUUGUUGUCAUCUUCAUUGUUAAAUAGCCAUCAUACUAAUGUAAAAUAAUUUCAUGUAAUAAAACAGA
Physella acuta is the source of this 1313-nucleotide messenger RNA. RefSeq names its product actin-related protein 6. The record is from RefSeq and is a predicted model, not a curated record. Lineage: Eukaryota; Metazoa; Mollusca; Gastropoda; Physidae.